CCAACUACAAUAUAUUUCAUUGCAAGGUGUGUGAGCUAGAGAUGGAAGUGGUGUUUCGGUGCUUAGCACAAUUGCUUAAUUCAAAUUGAAAUCAAAGCGAAAAUCAACAAAACACCCACCAACUGCAUAGAAGACUUCUCUGCGGAGGACCAGAAGGUGUCGGAUAUGGUGAAAUCGCCGUGGAAGCGAGAGGAGAAUGGGUCUCAGUCGCCGUGCCGCAUUAAAAGCUCAAUGAGCAUGGAGGAAAGCAAGCCGCAAAUCAAGACUGAGCCAGAUGACGAUCAAUCCGUGGAGUCCGAGAGGGAUCCUUUCGACGAGCUGGCCGAGCUCCUCGAGGAAGAAAACGUCCCAGUGUACCUUGUUGAAAUGCCAUUAGUGGCGCCGCCACCGCCAUCUAUCACCCUACCCGAUGACUGCUUUUUGUUUACUAGACGCACCAAAGUGGAAAUUGCCUCUGCCGUGCCCAGUUCUUCGUCCAGCGUCAACGAGUGCUUGGACUCACCACAUCAGCGCGCAGCUGGCUUGGCGCCCAUUGAAGUGCACUCUCAAAAGAAAAGUCGUUCACAUUCCAGGCGAUCCAGUGUUUCGGCGCAACGGAAUCAAUCUAGGCGUGGGCGUUCUCGGAGUGGUGGAUCUUCAAACAGACAAGAAAGCAAUCAAGGAAGAAGUCUGAUUAGAUCAUUAUCAUCAGUAGGGCACAAAAACAGGCAAAAACCUCCAGAGAUAGAUAGAAGAGAGGAUAGAAUCACUUCCAGUCGUAAAGGGGCUCGCAGCAACAGUUCCUCGAUGGAAACUAAACAAUGCAAAAUGUCAAGGGGUAGGAGCCCAGGCAAGAUCAAAAAAGGGAAUAGCACCUCGAGAAUAUCAACCGAAACCGAUAGAUGUAGAGCACGCAGCCCGAAUGGGACGAGUUCCAGCGAUCGUGAACAUUUUCGCAAGAAGAUGUCCUACAAACGGUUAUCGAGACGUCAAUUCGCCGAGAAUGGGCAUGUGUUUGGCCGUAGACGUUCUAGAAGUGGUUCACCGAACAGAUGGCACUGGCGCCGAGACAGUUUUAGUCCGAUAAUAUCACCGCAAAGAAUGCGACGAGAGUUCCGACCCAGACAGAUUCGUCUCUAUUCCCCAAAACGCCUGUCCGGACAGCGAUGUCUUUCUCGUGAGCCAACCAGAAGCCCCUCAAGAUGUAGAUCCCGUCAGAGCGGCCGUUCUCAUCAGCAUCCUCAAAGACGCUCGCGAAGUGGAACCCGACAGCACCGUCUUUCCCGUGAGCCACCUAUACGCCACUCGAGAAGUAUAUCCCGACAGCACCGUCUUUCUCGUGAGCCCCCAAUACGCCACCCGAGAAGUAGAUCUCAUUCUGCUGUGAACAAAACAAGGAUGAACGACAACGUUUCUCCUGUCUGCUCGGCCGGGUCAAUUGAGAUCUUUCGACCGAGUGAUUGUACACUUCCACCGCUGGGACCUGUUGAGGCAAUGGCUCACAACUCACCAAGACCGAUACUACCAAUAGUAACUAGUCGAUUCGAAAAUCCAGUAACACCAUCUCCAGUAACACCGUACAGACAUUUGCCUCAGAUGCCAGCAGCCAGCAACCAUAUGUGGUAUACGCAAACGCACUACACUCACUUUCAGUAUAGCACCACGACUAUGCAGGACGGUCCGAACUGGCAAGCGCCUGUCUAUGGCUAUGGAGAUGCACCGCCUCCUGCGUUGGGUCCUUACGAUCUGCGCCAUCGCCUGGGCUCGACUCGCUCGUUGCCAUUGGGCCCAUGCGAUCUGCGCCACCGGAUCCAAGGCCGACCAGAGUGUUUUUUUCCCACGGAAAACACAGCAUCUCCAUACAAUGUUGCCCCAGGCCAGACGGUCUAUCAAUACUAUCCAAAUGGAUACUAUUAGCUAUCGUGGGGCGCGAAAAUCAAAGAAUUCUCUGCAUAAUGCGUAUUUUUAUUUUUAUUUUUAUUUUUUGCAUGGUCAAGCAUCAUGGAAAGGCUUUAUUUGUACUUUGAUUCUGCAUCAAUGUCAAUAAAAAACAUUCGAAGGCUUCCACUUAUUAUUAA
Drosophila pseudoobscura is the source of this 2057-nucleotide messenger RNA. RefSeq lists its product as uncharacterized. Lineage: Eukaryota; Metazoa; Arthropoda; Insecta; Diptera; Drosophilidae. The record is from RefSeq and is a predicted model, not a curated record. The coding region runs from base 166 to 1896 and encodes 576 amino acids. The transcript is spliced from 2 exons.